AUGUAUUAUAAAAUCCCUGCACAUGCAGAAAUCGAUACUUAUUUAUCUACAAAUCCAAUUUCCGAAUGGCACCUUCUCAAUGUAUAUAUGAAUUCCAAGUUAGAGUCCAACCCACUUAUGACAGCACCAGAUUUAUUUAGGUCCUUUUGUAGAUCACUGACUUUCAUCGAAAAAAACGAGAAUGACAGUUACCCCAAAUAUGUUAUGGAAUAUGCAAAAAAGCUAAGAAUGACUAUGAAGUCAAAAGCAUUGGAUGAUAUAACAAAUAAGAUUAUUCAAAAAUGUAAAAGAGGUGGUAAUGAUAAUGAUGAAAAUGAGUUUGACAAUGAUAGGACUAGGACUUCUGAUAAUGGCGAGAUUGAACCAAUGAUCCAAGAAAAUUGUGAAGAAAUAGAUACUUCUGCAAGAGGACAUAAUAACGACUUCACAGUUUCCUCAUUUGGUGUAGAAGUGAGCUCUAAACAAAUAUUUACAUGGGACUAUGUAAUACAAAAAAUGGAAAUAAAGGAAAAUUCUUUAAAGGAUUGGAUUAAUAAUGAUGGACACAAUUUUUCAGAUGAUUUUUGGCAAUUUCAGAGGUCAAUUAUUGAAAAGCUAAAAAUUGAUCCAGUUUUAAGUUAUGUAACCAAUAUUGAGUCCAUAAUUGCCUUAUCAAGCAUAAUGGUAUUAAGAAAGAACAAAAAACCAACUUAUGUUUUAUGUACUGACAAUGAAUGGCGAAUGGCAUUUCCACACAUUACCUAUAAAUUCAAGAUACCAGCCCUUAUCCAAGUCAUUGUAUGUUCAUAUACGCAGCCUUUAAUGAUGGGUGAUUUGGUUGGAUUUGAAGAAUUGUGGAGGUUGAACUGGAGUAAAGUGUCCUUAUUGGAAGAUCAAAAUGAUAAGAGGAUAUUUGAUUCAAUGCAGAUUAUAACACAUAAUUUCUUUUACAAUUUACCAUAUGGUAAGAAUAAGAAUUUAUCAAACAAAGACACCUAUGUUCACAGAACUUGUCAUGCAAUCUUGGAGGAAAUCUUCCAUGUUGAAACCAUGCAAAUUGUAUGGCAAAUGGAGAGAGUAUCUCAUCUAAAAUCCAAUGCUCAGAAGAUGGCAACCACAGCUUAA
Molecule: messenger RNA, 1104 nt
Organism: Entrophospora sp. SA101
Lineage: Eukaryota; Fungi; Glomeromycota; Glomeromycetes; Entrophosporales; Entrophosporaceae
Source: the annotation of a GenBank genome assembly